Tupaia belangeri chinensis (Chinese tree shrew) is the source of this 3075-nucleotide messenger RNA. Its product is annotated as olfactory receptor 52D1. The coding region runs from base 1249 to 2310 and encodes 353 amino acids. NCBI's taxonomy places the organism in Eukaryota, Metazoa, Chordata, Mammalia, Scandentia, Tupaiidae. Gene Ontology annotation, biological process: G protein-coupled receptor signaling pathway. Gene Ontology annotation, molecular function: olfactory receptor activity; G protein-coupled receptor activity. The transcript has a single exon. The record is from RefSeq and is a predicted model, not a curated record. Gene Ontology annotation, cellular component: plasma membrane.
GGGACUUGAACUGUAUGUAGUCAACUACAUGGAGACCAGCAACAUAGACAUUACGCUAACUGCUGGUCCCAGAAAAACACCAAUUUUUAACUAUGGUCACAUAUUUAGGUUCAUUAAAAAAUGAAAUUAUAGCAUUCUAUUUUUAUGAAUUAAUCAUUGAACAUUAUUUGUUAGUCUAAUGUAUGUAAUACACAGAUACUAAAUACACAAAAAAAGAUGACUCUGAAAUUUUACAGGGCAGUGGAGAGAAACACAUACAUACAACUUUGCAACAAUUUUAUGUUUUCAAAGAGUGUCAUGUUAAAGAUGUGUGGUUCUCUCUCCACAGGAGAAGACAAUAUAAUAGGACAUCCUAAAGGAGGAUGUUUUGGGCCAGUUUUUAAACGACUAUUAUGAGCUUACCAGAUGGGAACAGCUGUUUUUUGCAGAAAAAGCACCAUAUGAAAAGGCACACUAACAGGAGAAAUCAUGCUUUUAGAUUUUAUAACACUUAGAUAUGGUUGGAAUAUUAAGUACAUGGAAGAACAUGGUGAUAAAUAAUUUUAGGUGGAUAGGCAAGGGAAAAUUCAAGAAGAGCUUUCUUUGUAUGUUAUGGUAUCAGGAUUCUAGCAGAAAAGAUUAUACUCAAAUUAAUUCAUUUAUUAUUAACUAGUUAAUUAUGCUCUCAUUCUUUUCAAAAUAUUUUGAGAAGAAUGUAAUACAGAAACCAUUUUCAAAAGUGUGGGCAUGUGUAGGGACAAACUUCAGAAGUUGCCUGGAUAAGUGAGAGCCAAUGUUGUAACAAUCCUUGGAUUAAAGGGUUAGAAGGAAGAAAAGUUUAAUAAAGGAAACUAGAGCCAGAGAAGACUGUUUAGACAAGGAUGAAGUGAACAUGCAACAACUCUACUAGGUGGAAGCUGAAGGAGUAACAUAUAGCCUCACUCUUCUUCCUCCUCCUAACCCCUCUUGGUAUUUCCUAUCACUGACUUUGACCACAAGUGAGAGGGUGAGGGAGUUGGUUGGUGUAGGCCAUAGAGGUUAGUACCUCAGGACCCACUACAUUGUAGAAAAUGGUGGAGGGUAGCUCUAGAAGAGGUUAAUUCUCGGUAUUCUGCAAGUGCACACAUGAAAAAGCUAUGUUUGCAUUAUGGUUGAUUAUAGUCGCAUGCUAGAAUACUUAGGCAGCAAUAUAUAGGAUGGAAAUCUGGAAAGUGGGCACAUAAAUUCAAAGCUAUUUUCAUAACUAUGAAUUUGUGAGGAACUGUGGGAAUGAAAGACAAGAAAUUGAAUAAAUAUUUAGGAGGAAUAAUGACAUCUAGGUUGAUAUUUCAUUUUCUCACCACUUUCAGGAAAAUAAAGCCUUCUGUUUUCUGCCUCAUUAUGCUCUCUGCAUCUAUCCUUAAUGACACUACCUUCCACCCUUCCAUAUUUAUUCUACUUGGAAUCCCUGGGAUGCAAGACCAGCAUGCUUUGAUUGCUAUCCCCUUCUGCUCCAUGUAUAUCCUUGCCCUGGUUGGCAACAGUACCAUCCUCUACAUCAUCAUGACAGACAGAGCUCUGCACGAACCCAUGUACCUCUUCCUGUGCCUACUCUCUGUCACCGAUCUGGUCCUAUGUUCAACCACAUUGCCCAAAAUGCUUAUGAUCUUCUGGUUUGGGUUGCACACAAUUUCUUACCAUGGCUGCCUCACCCAGAUGUUUUUUGUUCAUGCAAUCUUUGCCACAGAGUCAGCUGUUCUGCUGGCCAUGGCUUUUGACCGCUACGUGGCUAUCUGCCAUCCACUUCAUUAUACAGCUAUCCUCAAUGCCACCAUGAUUGGAAAGAUUGGUCUGGCAUGUGUGAUCCGUGGCAUCCUUUUUGUUUUCCCCUUCAUCAUCCUCAUUGAACGUUUACCCUUCUGUGGCCACCACAUCAUUCCCCACACCUACUGUGAGCAUAUGGGCAUAGCCAAGUUGGCCUGUGCCAGCAUCAAGCCCAACACCAUCUAUGGUCUCACUGUGGCACUUUCGAUCACUGGCAUGGAUGUGGUCCUCAUUGCUACCUCCUACAUUCUGAUUCUGCAGGCUGUGUUGCGACUGCCCUCCAAGGAUGCCCAAUUCCGAGCAUUUAGCACGUGUGGAGCCCACAUUUGUGUGAUUCUUGUCUUCUACAUCCCUGCCUUUUUUUCCUUUUUCACUCACCGCUUUGGACAUCGAGUACCUCCUCAGGUCCACAUUGUACUGGCAAAUCUCUAUCUCCUUGUACCACCUGUUCUUAACCCCCUGGUCUACGGCAUUAACACUAAACAGAUUCGCCUGAGAAUAUGGGGCUUUUUUACCGGGAAGAGGUAGCUAUACUCCUUACAUACCCUAAGGACUAAUGGGAGAAGUUCAUUCAUCUCUAACUUUCUUUAGCAUUUCUUAUUCUUGGACUAGAGGUUGCUACUUUUGUUAAUCUUAAGCCACUGUCAUGUAUUAUCUGAGAGUUUUUGAAGUAUUUAGAACAACUCAUCUACAUCUGCUAAUAUACAGAAUGUAAUUUUCCUGUAAAGCUAUCAUGUAGCCCAUUAAUGGACCUGUAGGUCUUCAAUCUUCCUUGGGAAAUGUCAAGAGGCAUUGUAGUAUAUGUGAAAGCAAGAGACAAGGGACGGUUAUUCUCCCCAUGUACAGAAAUCCUAUGUAACAGAGGUAGAGGAAAAGGGGUCAUAAAAGAAUUGUUUACUUAUCAUUUCAAAGAAUUAAGCAAACACACACACACACACACAUAUACAUAAAUACACACACACACACACACACACACACUCAUUAAUUAGUGAAUUAUUCCUAGCACUUUCUUAGACCUAGAGUGUUUUCAGUGAGGAUGUCAGUCCUGGGGAAGAGAUGACUGUGGGAGCCCAAGCCCCUGGAUCUAGGGUUAAGUUUGGGAUAGAUGAUGAUGACUGCCGGGUGACUUGUUACGAGAAGUCUAGAAACAUAUAUGUCUAUAAGAAGUCAUAGCACAUAGUGCUGAGAAAUUACUUCAAAAGAUGUCACUUUACAGCUAAUACACUCACCUUAUAUGUGCAUGGUGGUCUCAACUGGGCUGGACUGAGGUAUAUAUCAUGCUGGGUAAAGUCU